This is a messenger RNA of Acanthopagrus latus (yellowfin seabream), 4569 nucleotides long. It is a transcript of the gene itga10, whose product is annotated as integrin, alpha 10. The record is from RefSeq and is a predicted model, not a curated record. The coding region runs from base 526 to 3876 and encodes 1116 amino acids. The transcript has 30 exons. Lineage: Eukaryota; Metazoa; Chordata; Actinopteri; Spariformes; Sparidae. Gene Ontology annotation, biological process: cell adhesion mediated by integrin; integrin-mediated signaling pathway; cell-matrix adhesion. Gene Ontology annotation, cellular component: integrin complex; external side of plasma membrane. Gene Ontology annotation, molecular function: integrin binding.
GCUGUAUAAAUAUAUUUGAAUUGAUCUGAUUUGAAGAUACAAAUAUGGAUUUAUUGCAAAUAAGCUAACACAAAAGUGUUCACAUGUGAAUAUAUUCUGAAAUGGCAGUUUGCGAGCUGGAAAACAAGAAUUGACUAUAUAAGACGUAAGGUGGAAUAUUGUAUCUUUCUCAUAUUGUUCUAGUGUAUUAAUCUUUAAUGACUUGAAUUUUAUGUAGCUGUCAUUUCUCCCAGCAGAUAUCCCCUUGUUCAGCCAUUUUUGGCCACUAGGGGUCAGGAGAGACAAACCCACAGUUUGAUACAUUAGCUUUAAACUCGACAGCAAAAAACUGCCCGGGCAACUUACACAUCUAGUGGAAACAGGCUAAGAGUGUCACCUCCUUAAAGGUCUUCUCUCUGUCCGACAGAGGAAGAGUUGUGUCAGUGUUUCAACAUAGAUGUAAAGCAUCCGCGGAUCUUCACUGGUCCAGAGGAUGCUCUGUUUGGCUUCUCUGUUUUACAACAUGAAUCAGACGGAGAAAAAUCAAUGCUGGUUGGUGCUCCCUGGGACGGGCCACCAAACAACAGGAGAGGAGACGUGUACAAAUGUAUUGUGGGAGAGGAGAGGAACUCAAAUUGCAGCAAAGUGAAUUUAGGUGAGACUGCUCUCCAGAACGUUUCAAAGAACCUGAGGAACUCUCACCUGGGAAUGACGUUGACUCCAGACUCACCUGAUGGAUUCCUGGCGUGUGCCCCUCUUUGGUCUCAAGAGUGUGGUACAUCUAUGUUCAGCACCGGCAUCUGUGCCUCUGUCAGCGAUGACCUAGAACCAAGAGAGACCAUCGCGCCAACAGCGCAAAGGUGCUCGACAUACAUGGACAUUGUGAUUGUGCUGGAUGGCUCCAACAGUAUCUACCCCUGGUACGAGGUCCAGAAUUUCCUCAGCAACAUCCUCAGCAAGUUCCACAUCAGCUCGGACCAGAUGCAGGUUGGUGUACUGCAGUAUGGUGAGGUAGCAGUCCAUGAGUGGUCUCUGAAGGACUACCAGACCACACAGCAGGUGGUGGAGGCUGCCAAGAACAUCAGCAGACAGGAGGGACGGGAGACGCGCACUGCAUAUGCCAUCCACAUGGCCUGCACGGAGGCAUUCAGUGCUGAGCGUGGAGCCAGGGACAGCGCCACCAAGGUGAUGAUUGUAGUGACGGACGGAGAGUCGCAUGACGGGGAGGAGCUACCAGAGGCUCUGGAGGAGUGCGAGAGCAGAAACAUCACCAGAUAUGCGAUCGCUGUUCUGGGUCAUUACAUCCGCCGGCAGCAGGACCCUGAGACAUUCAUAAAUGAGAUAAAGUAUAUCGCCAGCGACCCUGACGACAAAUACUUUUUCAAUGUGACUGACGAAGCUGCGCUCAAUGACAUUGUGGACGCCCUAGGAGAUCGUAUCUUCACUCUGGAAGGCACGCUGGGCUACAACCAGAGCUCGUUCCACAUGGAGAUGUCUCAGAUUGGCUUCUCCACACACACACUGGAUGAUGGCAUACUCUUUGGAAUGGUGGGCGCCUAUGACUGGGAUGGCGGUGUGUUGAAGGAAGGGACCAACGGACGCAUCAUGCCGCCCAGAGAAGCUUUUGAAAGCGAGUUUCCGCUGGAGCUCAAAAAUCACGCUGCUUAUUUAGGUUACACAGUGUCAUCUGUGAUAGUUGGUGACUGGAAGAGGCUGUACUUAGCUGGCGCUCCUCGGUUUAAACACAAAGGCAAAGUCAUCCUGUUUGAACUCAGUGAUGAGGGUGAUGUCAACAUCGUACAGGCUCUCAAUGGAGAACAGAUUGGAUCUUACUAUGGCAGUGAGGUGUGUGGGCUGGAUAUCGACAAGGAUGGCAUCACAGAUGUCCUCCUGGUUGCAGCGCCAAUGUUCCUCGGCUCAGGAAACAAGGAGGCUGGUAGAGUCUACAUCUACACCCUCAGUGGGGAGGAGGUGUUUGUAUCUAAUGGCACUCUGAAGUCUGAUGAAAAGUCCCAGGAUGCCAGGUUUGGUUAUGCACUGGCAGCCACUCCAGACCUCAACCAUGAUGGCUUCACAGACCUGCUGGUGGGAGCUCCGCUAGAGGACGAACACAAGGGGGCUAUCUAUGUUUACCACGGUGAUGGUAUUUACAUCACCCACAAUUACAAGCAGCGUAUUCCAGGGUCAUCAGUCUCCCCCUCCCUGCAGUAUUUUGGCCGAAGCUUGAGUGCUCGGUUGGACUUGGAUGGAGAUGAGCUGAUAGACUUGGCAGUGGGAGCACAGGGCAGUGCUGUGAUGCUCAGCUCUCGAAGCAUAGUCCAGAUCAAUGUGAGUCUGUCCUUCCAGCCGCACUCGAUUAAUGUCAUCCAGAAGACCUGCCAGAGGGGCAGCAGGGAAUCAGCCUGUCUCAAUGCCACCGCCUGUUUCAGCACUGUCUCCCGCUCCCCCGGACCCCACAGCAAUAGCUUUGAUCUGUGGGUGUCGGCCAUGUUGGACGACAGGAAGUUGUCUGCGCGGGCACUGUUUGAUGACAGCUCCCACCGACAGACCCAGCUGGCAGUGCAGGUUCACACAGGAAAAACUCUCUGCUACAACCUGCCUUUCCAUGUCUAUGACACAGCUGAUUACAUCCGUCCAAUUAGCUUCUCGCUGCGUUUUAAGAUCAACGAUACAGAGAGUGGCCCAGUGUUGGAUGAAGGCUGGCCAACAACUGUCAAGAAAUCUAUCCAGUUCUUUAAAGACUGUGGUGAGGAUGAUGUGUGUACAACAGACCUGGUGCUUCAGGCUCAUAUGGACAUCUCUGGGACAAGACAGAAGCCUUAUGUGAUUCGCAGCCCUCGUAGGCGUCUGGCGGUGGAGGUGCAGCUUCAGAACAGACUGGAAAACGCCUACAACACCAGCCUGACGUUGCACUAUUCCCGCAACCUCCACUUCUCUAGCCUCAGCAUUCGGGAGGAUACCCACUUUAAGAUUGAGUGUACAGCACUUGGUGCCAACAGCCACUCAUGUAACGUCAGCUAUCCAGUAUUUCGCUCCCAGUCAAAAGUUAACUUCAUGUUGGAGUUUGAGUUCAGCUGCACAUCUCUGCACAACCGAGUUCAGAUGAAACUACAUGCUGCCAGUGACAGUGUCGAAAGAGAAGAUACUUUGGGGGACAACAGUGUUCAGCUGCAGAGUUUUGUUCAGUAUGAACCGGACGUGUUUGUUAGCAGUGACUCUAAUCUGAAUCGAUAUGAGGUUCACCCCACUCGUACAGUAUCAGAGGCAAUUGGACCAGAGUUCUACACACACCUCAGGCUGCAGAACCUUGGCUGUUACUCUGUGAGUAAUCUGCGGCUCAGGCUACAUCUGCCCUCUGUGGCUGCGGGAGACAGAGUCUUUAUGACUGUCACAGAGGUCUUUUCAUACAACGCCACAGGAGUGAACUGCAGAUAUGUGUCCCAUCUGGCCAUGCUGAAGGACAGACAGAGAGAUGUCCGCCCCCUUCAUCCUGAAGACAUGAUGCAGAAUGACGUACUGAACUGCAGCAGGUCAUGGUGCACCGAGGUCGUCUGUGAAGUUGAGCAGCUUCUGAGAGGGCAGGCUGCAGUCAUUCGUGUCAGCCGCAGAGUUCAUGAUGAUUUUUUCAGAAAAGCCAAAUAUAAGUCAGUGAGGAUAAUAGGCGCCUAUCAACUUGCACCUCAGGAGACUAACCUCAUCACACUCGGCACAGGAACAGUCUGGAGGGAGACUGUACUGGAGGUACUAAAGGGCCGAGCUAUUCCCAUUUCGCUGUGGAUUCUGAUUGGCAGCAUCAUUGGAGGCUUGCUGCUUCUGGCCCUUAUCAUUUUCAUACUAUGGAAGCUGGGUUUCUUCACACGCAAACAGAGAGGAGAGGAUGAGAACCAUGAGGACUGAGCCAAACUUUUGCAGCCAUGAUGACAACAGUCAUUCACCAUGACGACUACCAGGUGCAGAGUUAGUCCUGGGCUGCGGUCAAAUAGUCAAAAACCCUCCAUUCUGUCUUUUCUUCAACGGUUUUCCUUGACCUCAAAGGAAAGUGUGAUGGUCAAGGAAAGAUGUGAAGAAAGAUACGUAAGGAAAGAGGGAGGAAUUGUGGUCCAGCAUUGCUAUAUUUCCUUUCCUUAAGGAUAGUCCAGUGUAUCAAAUGCUAAAUGAGAUGAGAAAGGAAGCACCGAAGCACCUUUCUUAGCAUUAGGAGGAUUCAGCCAGCACUUAAUAUUGCUGCCACUUAUUUCAGGUUUCACUCUGUAUUUCACUCAGUCAGGAUGCUUCUUAAAAAGAGACUAUUUGAUCGCAGCCCUGGGAUUUGACUCAACACACAGAGUCAAUAGGGACCUCCAGGACCAAAGAGAACAUUUGAGGGUCCAACAGAAAUGCACUACCCACUAUUUCCAGGGUCGGGAGCACUUAUGUAAAUAAUCUUUUUCUAUUUCUAAGGAGAAAAAAAACAAAGUGUAUUAAACCACAAUGCUUUUAUUUAAUAUACAGAUUUCUUUAUGGUUUUACAUUUCCAACGAUCACUUUGUUCAGUGUUUGUCUUACAGGUUUGUGUUUGUUCUUUAAUGAAAUUAAAACUGUUGAAAAGAA